AUGUACAGUGCUCCAAAACUAUCCAAUACCAAUUUGGCUCGAGAGAUAAGGAAAAGAGAAUUCAGCUAUGUAGAUCGACAGAAAGCAAGCAAACCGACUCCGCUGAGUGAUGAUGAGUGGAAAUCGCCAAGGAGUGAGGACUCAUUUGAUCUAUUGGAUCCAGCUCAUGCAUCCCAAGUACCAACUACCAGUCAUUCUCCACGACCUCUCCCGAUGCCACCGGUUCGACCAUCAGAAGUCGUCAUUCAAAUCGAUGAAGUAGAAUCCCCAAUACUUGGCUUGAUGGAUGAUGAACCACAACAUGAUGCAGUUGAUGGACGUGGCAGACUGGAACCAUCUUCUUCAUUAGAUGCAAACUCUCUUUCAGCAACAAGAUCAUCCAGUGUGAUCGAAGAUGACGUCAGAUCUCAGAUCUCUUUCGUGAUGAGAGAAAGAUUGCAUUCAAUUGCAAAGGAAGUACAUCGUAGAACAUCAGCAGUGAGAGAAGAUUUAAUUCGAGAAACUCCCGAAGACGCUGUAUCAGUAGCAUCGAAUAUCCCGAAACAAAAUGAACAUCGUCCGAGUCUUAUGUCUUUGAUUGGAUUGCAGAACCGGCCAGAAUCUCCACAAAACGACAAAAGUAAACGAGUAUGUGGGAUCAGUAUAUAUGGAACACUUCAUCCAUACGGACGAUUCUACAUGACAUGGCUCUCCCUUGUCACUCUCUCUUUUCUAUACAAUGCAUUUUGUAUUCCUCUUCGAUCGAGUUAUCCAUAUCAGACAGCUGAUAAUCUAAUGUAUUGGAUGAUCGCUGAUUACACCUGUGAUUUCGUUUAUCUUGUCGAUAUGUUUCUCAUAAAACCAAGACUUCGAUUCACAAGAGGAGGAAUUCAAGUGAAAUCAUUGUCUGAAACUUAUUAUCACUAUCUCAUGACCAGAACAUUUAAAUUGGAUAUAAUAAGUGUCCUUCCAACGGAUAUAGUUUACAUAUUCACUGGAAACAAGCCAAUUUUAAGACUGAAUCGAGUUUUCAGAAUCCAUUCAUUCUGGUUGCUUUUUGACAUGUUGGACAACUCAUUCGCUAAUCCAUAUGCUAUCAGAAUCGCCCGUACUCUAUCUUAUAUGAUCUACAUCAUACACUGCAAUAGCUGUGUCUACUACAAACUUUCGGCUAUGCAGGCUUUUGGGCAGAUUGCGUAUUUCGAAAAUGGAAAAUGGUAUUUGAACAAAUGGGUCUACAAUAAUCAAGGAAACGCUUACAUUCGUUGCUUCUAUUUCACAGCUGCAGUGGCUACUUCUACUGGUAACAAUCCAGCACCAACAAAUGUUAUCGAGUAUAUUUACAUGACAUGCUCUUGGAUGGGAGUUUUUGUGUUCGCUUUGCUGCUCGGUCAAAUUCGAGAUAUCGUUUCGAAUGCUAAUAGAAAUCGGGAAGAAUUUCAGAGAAAAAUGGAUCAGGCUCUUGGAGAAUGCAAAAAACUAGGUUUGCGACAGGAAACAACUAAUAGGGUUCGUGACUGGUUCAUCUACACAUGGCAGCAACAGAAGACUCUUGACGAGAAGAAAUUGAUUGAAAAACUUCCAUUAAAACUUCAAACCGAUUUGGCUUUAUCUGUUCAUUACACCACAUUGAGCAAGGUUCAACUGUUUCAAGAUUGUGAUCGUGCUCUUUUGAGAGAUUUGGUGCUUAAAUUGAGACCUGUUAUAUUUUUACCCGGUGAUAUGAUUUGUCUAAAAGGAGAUGUUGGAAAGGAAAUGUACAUCAUUAACCAAGGAAUUCUUCAAGUGGUCGGAGGAGACCAUAAUGAGAAAGUGUUUACGGAAUUAUCACAAGGAGCUGUCUUCGGUGAAAUCAGUUUACUGGCAAUCGGAGGAAACAACAGGAGAACCGCAUCAAUUAGAGCCAAAGGAUACUGUACUUUGUUCGUUUUGGCAAAAGAAGAUUUGAAUGAUGUUAUCAGAUACUAUCCACAAGCACAAGCCAUUCUGAAAAGGAAAGCAGCUGCAAUGUUGAAAAAUGAUAAAAAGAGUGAUGAGAAGACGGAGAAGAUAAAGCAACAGGCAGAUCUAGAGGAUAGAUGUAAAAUCAAUCCACGACAAGUACCUAAAUUGAUUACGCUCAUUGCCAAUAUGGAAGAGAUGAAUGAAAACAAAGGAGUCCGAGAUCUCAAAAAAGCAAUUGAGGAAGAAACAGACAAAUCUCGCCGUCAAUCGAUUUAUUACCCUUGGAGUACUCUUCAAAGAGAUGACGAUGAUGAAGAUGACGAAUGGAUGGAUGAAGAUUUGUCAGAUAUUGGUGAGGAUUCUGACAUCGAACCUGUGAAUCGUGAAGGACCAAUGGAUGAUGACGUGGAUCCUAUGGAAGACAUUGACUUGUCGGCAGAAGUGCCACAUUCCGACGAAGAAGGCGAUAGACCAGGAACUUCAGGAACUAGGAAGUUGCACGCUGAAUGA
Caenorhabditis briggsae is the source of this 2433-nucleotide messenger RNA. It is a transcript of the gene Cbr-tax-2, whose product is annotated as Protein CBR-TAX-2. Gene Ontology annotation, cellular component: plasma membrane; intracellular cyclic nucleotide activated cation channel complex. Gene Ontology annotation, molecular function: intracellularly cAMP-activated cation channel activity; intracellularly cGMP-activated cation channel activity; cGMP binding. Gene Ontology annotation, biological process: monoatomic cation transmembrane transport. NCBI's taxonomy places the organism in Eukaryota, Metazoa, Nematoda, Chromadorea, Rhabditida, Rhabditidae. The record is from RefSeq and is a predicted model, not a curated record.